This is a messenger RNA of Beta vulgaris subsp. vulgaris (sugar beet), 606 nucleotides long. RefSeq lists its product as uncharacterized. The record is from RefSeq and is a predicted model, not a curated record. The transcript has a single exon. The coding region runs from base 1 to 606 and encodes 201 amino acids. Lineage: Eukaryota; Viridiplantae; Streptophyta; Magnoliopsida; Caryophyllales; Amaranthaceae.
AUGAACUCCUUCAACUUAAACUUUUCCCGUUCAAGUUCCUUUAGUUCCUCUAGUUCUAAUGAAAGAAGAUCAUCCCGAGCAAUAAUUGAUAAAGAAACAGAUGAUUUCUUGACCAAUAUUGUUCAACCACUUGCUCCAACUCUUAUAUCAAAUGUAACUCCAACACCAAGGAAUAAAAGAGCAAAAGUGACUGAUGAUAAUGAAGAAGGUCAUGCACGGCCUAAUCGAGGCAGGGAGGAAAGUCAUAGACGAUUGUUCAAUGAUUACUUUGCUGAUCAACUUGUCUAUUCAGCUCGUUUAUUUCGUCGAAGAUUUCGAAUGCAGCGGCAUGUCUUUCUUCGGAUUAUGGAAAGUGUCGUUGCAAGUGAUGUAUGGUUCACUCAAAAAAGAGAUGCUACGGGUCAGUUAGGUUUAUCGCCCCUACAAAAGUGUACAGCGGCUAUUCGAAUGCUUGCCUACAGGGUAGCGGCGGAUUCGCUUGACGAGUAUGUGCGAAUUAGUGAAAGCACAUACAGCUCGAAUAGCAUUGAUGAAAUUCACAAAGGGGGUCAUCAUGAAAUUUGGUGCGGACUACUUGAGACGGCCUACUCUAGAAGAUUUGGCUAG